AUCACUACCCACUUUGUCGAAGGGCUGAUCUCGUCACCAUGGGGCAAUGUAGAAAAUUGCACAAUAUAAGAAAAUGGACAGUGUCAAUACUGGUUUUAAUAUUACUUCUAUCGUAUUUAAGGCAUGUUGUCAAUGAGAGAAGGGUGAUCUUGGCAAGAUUGGCUGGUAUCGCUAAAGAUCACCCAAGACAACUCGUAACUGUCCCGGCAAUACACGUGAAGCAUUCGUUUGUGAAGGAACAAGCAACGAGGAACGAUAAUAAUGAAACAGUUAACCUGUGUCCGAAAGUGCCACCAAAUCUUACUGGUGCGUUCUUCGUCAACAUGGAACCAGAGUCAUUCGAGGAAAUACAAAAUAGACAUCCAUACAUCAAACCUGGCGGUAGAUUCCAACCUCUGGAUUGUAAAUCCCGUCACCGAGUGGCCAUCAUAGUGCCCUUUCGCGACCGAGAGUCCCACCUCAAGAUCCUCCUCGAAAACCUUCUCCCCAUGCUGGAACGACAGCAACUAGACUAUGGAAUCUACGUCGUGGAAAUGGCAAUGCCCACCACCUUCAACAGAGCAGUCCUGAUGAACAUCGGCUACACAGAGGCAUUGAAGGACUACGACUUCCAAUGCUUUAUAUUCCACGAUGUUGACCAUGUCCCCGAAAACGAUCUAAAUUUGUACAAUUGUCAACGUUCACCAAGUCAUCUGGCAGUUUCCGUCGACAAGAAUAAUUACAAGCUUCCUUACCCAAGCGCCUUCGGAGGCGUGGUGGCAUUGACUAAGGAUCAUGUGAUCAAAGUAAAUGGCUGGUCGAAUAUGUACUUUGGAUGGGGCUGCGAGGAUGAUGAUUUAUAUCGGAGAAUUCAUCUAAAUGGUUUGAAAGUGUCACGAGGGCCUGCAGAAAUAGGUCGAUAUAAGAUGAUAAAACAUAUACGAGAUAAAACAAACCAAAAGAACAAGUACAGAGGAAAGCUCUUAAAAGGAAUGAAGACACGGAUGAAAAGUGAUGGAUUGAAUUCACUGAAGUAUGACGUUCUUAAAAGGGAAUAUCGGCCAUUAUUUGCUUACAUUUUUGUACGCAUACCUGUUGAAGGGGACACAAAGAGUCAUCAUUGACUGAAUGCUGGGGAACAUUAACAUCUACGUGUGACGCUAGUCAUCUCUAUUGAGAAGGAAUCACUGAGAAGGAAUGUUUCAAAUAUAAAAGUUAAAACAACUGUUGAAGUUUGUUUUAAGCUCAUUGUGCUUACAUGUAUGCUUGGCCUAAAGUGUUCAUAUUACUGUUAAAAGAUCAAGAUGCGUCUAGAGAAAAGACAUUUCACAUUUAUCACAAGAGUAUAAUGGUCAUUACAUAUUUAUCAUUGGAUUGGUUCCAUGUUAAUGAAUCAAGCAAACAGGUAAGAUACUUUUCAUUUGUAGCAUCCGGAGUGAGUCACAAAAUCAAUAGAGAGAUGAUCAAUCUGGCACGUAGGCUUCGGUACAUUUCCGAUUACAACACACAUGAGUUCAUGGUCAGAUCUAACUUUUAAUGAAUCAAACUGAGGUAUUGUGACAUGUGACAAAGACAGGCCAGGCCCGAUACCUUCAACAUAAGGAAAAGAGAGCGUGGUUUGCAGUCGAUCAAGUCGAAUACCGAUCGAUCUAAGUUCUCUCCAUUUAGUGACGAUCCUGGCCGGUCUGACCCUGUCGUGUAUUGAUACAUGGACUGAGAGUAAGUACAACUAAUGUGAGUUUAAAGCUGGUGUUGCGUUUCUUUAUUAUGCGAGUAUAAAUUCUGAUGGAGAUAAUUCAGAGUAUGCGUCGUUAGAUCAAUGACUGAGCUGAGCCGAUGCUGACAAGUCAUGGCUUAACUGACCAUGAAGACCAGGAACGGCAAUACUUUCAGUAACUGUAAUAGGGUCGCAUUUGACACCCGAAAGUGAAUCAGUGAGUUAAGAUUUAACGUCACAUCGGCAGUAUUUCAGCCACAUUGUGACGAGAAGUACAUUAAUAAUGCAUAUAUUUAGACCAAAUAAAAACCUGUCAACGAUGGACAGUAAAAUAACUAGAUUUAUCACAGAUUUUAUUUAAAACUAGUAGAUAGCCAUAAAAAUAUAACAUCAUAUGUAACAAUACAAGAUAAAAAUGAGCUAUAGAUUGCCAGCCACUGAAGAGAGAUCCCCAUGCUAUGGUCUACACCUUUCAACAAAUAGUCGUGUGUAUAUCUGCUAUAGCCAAUACGACAUCGCCGCAUAACGACCUCUUCAAAUCUGGACUGACAACCCAAGUAGGUGUAACCGAUAUUUGGUUUAAUUUCAUGUAAUUUAUUGAUACCUACCUGGGUGUCCUACUUCUUUUGCAUUAGAUCUCGGAUGUAACAUCUAAUACUAGUCUUACAUGUAUAAUCACUGUAUGGGAUCAUUCAUUCACUUUAUUUCCAAUACGUAUAGGCCACAGGCCUUUGUGUACAGACAGGUUUCAGUUUCGCAUUUCUUACUUCAUUUGCAUAAUAUAGAUAUUUUGCUAGAUUUGUAAUAAUAUAUGUAUCUGGUGACGACAAAAGCAUAUUAAAUUUAUGAACGUUAGGAUGACAAUAGAACUUUGCUUUGAUAUAUAGUUGCCGACAUACGAUGGGCAAAUAAGCAGGAAGUGGUACUCGGUGUCAACACAGUCUAAUUUACAAAGUUUGCAUUUUCUUAAAUUUCUUGGGAUUUUAUAAUGACGUCCAUUCUCAAUUUCCAAAGUAUGACAAUCAGAAGUGGUGUCACAGAUUUGUUGAGUUCUGCUUUUGCAGCAGCAUCGUCCAUUGUGUUACCAGUGAUACCAAGAUCAUUAAUUAAUUCAAGAA
Messenger RNA from Haliotis rufescens (red abalone), 2814 nucleotides. RefSeq names its product beta-1,4-N-acetylgalactosaminyltransferase bre-4-like. The coding region runs from base 39 to 1103 and encodes 354 amino acids. Lineage: Eukaryota; Metazoa; Mollusca; Gastropoda; Lepetellida; Haliotidae. The transcript has 7 exons. Gene Ontology annotation, biological process: carbohydrate metabolic process; glycosphingolipid biosynthetic process. Gene Ontology annotation, molecular function: N-acetyl-beta-glucosaminyl-derivative 4-beta-N-acetylgalactosaminyltransferase activity. The record is from RefSeq and is a predicted model, not a curated record.